Messenger RNA from Entrophospora candida, 974 nucleotides. The record is from the annotation of a GenBank genome assembly. NCBI's taxonomy places the organism in Eukaryota, Fungi, Glomeromycota, Glomeromycetes, Entrophosporales, Entrophosporaceae.
AAAAUACAUUACCACCUAUUUUACCACCAAUUUCUCUUUCACCUCCUUCAACAAGAACUCGACCUUCUAGACCAAAGUACAAAGAAAAUUCGGAGAAGACAGCAUGGACAGCUGAAGAAGACAAUUUGCUUCGUUUAGCUGUCCAACUAUACGGUGAUAGGUCUGAAAGAUGGACUAAGAUUGCUGCUUGUGUUCCAGGAAGGUCAAAUAAAAUGUGCAGAAAGCGCUGGUUCCAUUCACUUGAUCCUACACUGAGGAAAGGUCCUUGGACGGAAGAAGAAGAUAAACUUUUGAGGAGAGCGGUGGAAAAACAUCAAAAAGUCUGGUGCAAAGUAGCUGAAUCUAUUCCUGGCAGAACUGAUGAUCAAUGUGCAAAACGUUGGAAAGAAUGUCUAGAUCCUUCAAUUGAUCACAAUGAAUGGACACCACAAGAAGAUCAAUUGUUAUUGGAAAGAUAUGGAGAAUUUGGUAGUAAAUGGCAACAAAUUGCAAAAUCUUUUCCUGGACGUCCUGGAUUACAUUGUCGUAAUAGAUGGAGAAAAAUUCAAAGACUUAAAAAGGCAAAUAAAGAUAACUUAUUAGAUAUGAUAAUUUACACGCCUAAUGAUAUAACCCCAAAACUUGAAGCGCUUCGUGCAUUUGCAUGUGGUGCUGAUGGUUGUAAUUCCCAUUAUUCGAAUCCAAAUGGAUUGUAUUAUCAUAUGAAGGCAGCCCAUCCUAAUGUGGAUUCAUCCAAGAAACCUUUUAGAUGUGCAUUACCAGGAUGUUCAAAAAAAUAUAAAAACAUCAAUGGUCUUUUAUAUCAUAUUAAAGAGGCAAAAGGUACAUCCGGUCAUCAGGCUGAUAAUGAUGACGAGGAAUCCCAAGACUCUGCCAUAAAACCUUAUAAAUGCCUAGUUCCUGGAUGUAAAAAUAGUUAUCGUAAUGCUAAUGGUUUACAAUAUCAUCAAAGACAUGCUCAUGAAAAAGAAUGA